AUGUUUUGGAAGGCCACUUCUGCGGACGUCGAGGCGGUCCAAACCAGCGGGAUUUGCAGGCUUGUCGACAGUCCCUGUAUGUCCUCCAGGAGAGGACCUAGUAUGCCGUCAUCCGAUAUGAGCAUGACGGAGGAAGCUGGGCCACAUGUCGGUGGAGGACGUGAGGCCGAGGAGAGAUUGAAUGCCUACGAUGUCAUCAGAGGCUGUGUUGUAGAUGAAGCACGGCACUUCAAAUCAACUGGAAUUGUUGUCUUCCUCUGUGCCUUCCAACGGGUGCAAAAUGGCUCUAGCAUCUCUAUUCCAAACUCUCUCUGCGACAUGCGACCAGUCACAUCGGAGAGUCCGGACGAUGGGAGGAGCUGGGUGUGUGCAAGUGCUUUAUGGUAUCAGGAGGAAAUGCGAAUUCGGCCGUCAAGAUAUGUGGUGGUCCGGUUGUGUAGUGGAACCGUGCGUAGUGAGACAGUGUUGUGGUAUUCGGGUUUUUUAUCUGCUCGGUUAAUGUCAGUCACAUACAAUCUCCUACAGCAGCUUUAUUUCUACCUUCACUUUUCCAAUCUCAACCCCCGCACAUUCUGCAACAGCACGUUAUUGUCCGGUCGGCUCUUCGGAUCUAUGACGUACAACAUCAAUAUUUAUAUGUGCGCAAGCUACGUCAGGUACACGUACCCAUUCUCACAUGAGGCAUGUCAUCGAGGUCCCGUCCUCUACGCUCAGAUCAACGGGAACACGGCAUUUGAAGCGACGCCCAACUUCGCUUGGGCAGAUACUUCUGGAUUGUCCCCGUUUCUGCACCGCCAAUUGAUAGUCUUCGCGCAAGAUGCCCCGCAACGCAUUCACGAAUUCUAUCAGGGAGGCCACAGCACCUUUAUCGGGGGUUUCGGAGGCAAGGAACGCAAGUUCGAUUGCAAAGAGAGUGGUAGGAUGCGCUAA
Messenger RNA from Laetiporus sulphureus 93-53, 930 nucleotides. RefSeq lists its product as uncharacterized. The coding region runs from base 1 to 930 and encodes 309 amino acids. The record is from RefSeq and is a predicted model, not a curated record. NCBI's taxonomy places the organism in Eukaryota, Fungi, Basidiomycota, Agaricomycetes, Polyporales, Laetiporaceae. The transcript has 8 exons.